GCGCUGGGGGCGGGUCUGGGCGGCGCCCGCUACUCUCUGUCUCCUGCUCCGGGCGCUGUCUGCAGCUGCUCUCGCCGCGGGUGGUUUGCGGGGAUUUCCAGAUUCAGUGAAACAAUCAUAUCAUGGCAUCAGUUUGGGUUGGAACCAGAGGAACCAUUCGUGAUUACACAGGAUUUAAUGCUUCCAAGGAUGCCGAAACUGUUCGGAAGGCAAUCAAAGGAAUUGGGACGGAUGAGAAAACACUCAUCGACAUCCUUGCUGAGAGAUCAAAUGCUCAGCGGCAGCUGAUUGCUAAGGAGUACAGGGCAGCUUCAGGAAAGGACCUGAAAGAUGACUUGAAGAGUGAUCUCUCGGGCAAUCUGGAGCGUGUUAUGGUUGCACUUGUAACACCACCAGCUGUGUUCGAUGCUAAACAGCUUAAGAAAUCCAUGAAAGGUAGUGGAACUAAUGAAAAGGCACUGAUAGAAAUCCUAGCCUCCAGGACCAGUAAGCAAAUGAAAGAGGUAUCCCAGGCAUACUAUACAGUAUAUAAGAAGAGUCUUGGGGAUGACCUCAGUUCUGACACCUCUGGUGACUUCAGAAAAGCCCUAUUAACUCUGGCAGAUGGCAGAAGAGAUGAAAAUGUAAAAGUGGAUGAACAUCUUGCAAAGAAGGAUGCACAGGUUCUCUAUAACGCUGGGGAGAAGAAGUGGGGUACAGACGAAGAUAAGUUCACUGAAAUUCUGUGCCUCAGGAGCAUAGCUCAACUAAAAUUAACAUUUGAUGAAUACAGGAACAUCAGCAAGAAGACCCUUGAAGAAAGUAUACAGGGCGAAAUGUCAGGGCAUUUUGAGGAUUUACUCUUAGCCAUUGUUCAGUGUGUGAAUAACACUCCUGCAUUCUUUGCUGAAAGGCUGCACCAAUCUUUGAAGGGUGCUGGAACUGAUGAGUUCACUCUUAAUAGAAUCAUGGUUUCCAGAUCAGAAAUUGACCUGUUGGAUAUUCGAGCUGAAUAUAAGAAGCAUUAUGGCUGCUCCUUGUACUCUGCUAUAAAAUCUGAUACCUCUGGGGACUACGAGACCACACUACUGAGGAUCUGUGGAGGGGAUGACUGAAAGUAAAUUCAUAAGGGCACAGUGCUAUUGCUUUUCUGCUACCUACAGUAAUGCUUCUUGUGAAGCUUUUUAAACAUUUUUAAGCAAUUGUAAAACUGCAACAUGCUGAUUGCUUUCUCAUCAACUAUCCUAAUAAACAGAUGUAUGUUUUA
Gopherus flavomarginatus (Mexican gopher tortoise) is the source of this 1246-nucleotide messenger RNA. RefSeq names its product annexin A3 (gene ANXA3). Bases 123 to 1094 code for a protein of 323 amino acids. Lineage: Eukaryota; Metazoa; Chordata; Testudines; Testudinidae. Gene Ontology annotation, molecular function: calcium ion binding; calcium-dependent phospholipid binding; phospholipase inhibitor activity. Gene Ontology annotation, cellular component: cytoplasm. The transcript has 13 exons. The record is from RefSeq and is a predicted model, not a curated record.